AUGAAUUUAAAUUUCACUUCUCCUGUGCAUCCAGUUUCUGCUGCAAGACCAACUUCGUUUUUUAUUGAAGAUAUUUUGCUGCAUAAACCAAAACCAUUGAGAGAAUCUGCUUCUGCACAUUUUAGCAACUCCUUCACCUCUAGGGUUCCCUUCCUAGAUUAUGGUUACCCCUUAAUGCCAACACCUACCAUCCUCGCCCCCCAUCCUCACCACCCUCUGCACAAACCAGACCACCACCAUCCCUUCUUUCUUGCCACAUCAGGUCUGCCGGUGCCAGCUCUGUUCCCUCAUCACACCGAGCUACCAGGAAAACAUUGCCGCAGACGGAAGGCUCGCACUGUAUUUUCUGAUUCACAACUUUCAGGGCUGGAGAAAAGGUUUGAACUGCAGCGCUAUUUAUCAACACCUGAAAGAGUGGAACUUGCUACUGCACUCAGCCUUUCAGAAACUCAGGUAAAAACUUGGUUUCAAAACCGAAGGAUGAAGCACAAAAAGCAGCUCAGAAAAACACAAGAUGACACCAAAACACCAAAUUCUGAAGGUCAUUUAGAUCAAAGUUCCAGUGACACUGAGUUAGGUGAAAAAAAUGGAUCAGAGUACCCAAAGAACAGCAGCCACAGCCUGUUCAUUAGGGAAGAAGUGGAAGAUGAUGUUGAUAUUAUUGAGGAUGAUAUUUGUCCUUCUCAGCAUUUAUUAUAA
This is a messenger RNA of Bombina bombina (fire-bellied toad), 699 nucleotides long. It is a transcript of the gene BSX, whose product is annotated as brain specific homeobox. Bases 1 to 699 code for a protein of 232 amino acids. The record is from RefSeq and is a predicted model, not a curated record. The transcript is spliced from 3 exons. NCBI's taxonomy places the organism in Eukaryota, Metazoa, Chordata, Amphibia, Anura, Bombinatoridae. Gene Ontology annotation, biological process: regulation of DNA-templated transcription. Gene Ontology annotation, molecular function: DNA binding; DNA-binding transcription factor activity, RNA polymerase II-specific.